Messenger RNA from Arabidopsis arenosa, 1758 nucleotides. The record is from the annotation of a GenBank genome assembly. Lineage: Eukaryota; Viridiplantae; Streptophyta; Magnoliopsida; Brassicales; Brassicaceae.
UUGACUCAGAGCCAGAGAGAAGAGAUAAGUGAGAGAAGAGAUAAGCGAGUGGCGUUUUGGUUAAUCAUUUUGAGGAGAUGGAUCCGACGACGCCGUUGCUUACGCACGGUGGCGAAGUAGAAGAGGAUUAUGCUCCGGCCAGGAGCUGGAUCGAUAUUAAGCGAGUUUUGUCAACAGAGUCGGCUAAGAUGUGGAUGAUAGCUGCUCCGGUGGGGUUCAACAUCAUCUGCCAGUACGGUGUUAGCUCAGUCACUAAUAUCUUUGUCGGUCACAUCGGCGAAGUCGAGCUCUCUGCCGUCUCUAUCUCUCUCUCUGUCAUCGGCACCUUCUCCUUCGGUUUCUUGCUUGGAAUGGGAAGUGCACUUGAAACACUAUGUGGCCAAGCAUAUGGAGCUGGUCAAGUCAAUAUGUUAGGUGUUUAUAUGCAGAGAUCUUGGAUUAUCUUAUUCGUUUCUUGCUUCUUCCUCCUUCCUAUUUACAUCUUUGCCACGCCGGUUCUGAGACUACUCGGUCAAGCCGAGGAGAUCGCGGUUCCAGCUGGACAGUUCACUCUUCUAACCAUCCCACAACUCUUCUCACUGGCUUUCAAUUUCCCAACCUCUAAGUUCCUUCAAGCACAGAGCAAAGUGGUUGCUAUUGCUUGGAUUGGAUUUGUGGCUCUUGUCCUUCACGUUAUUAUGCUCUGGCUGUUUAUAAUCGUGUUUGGUUGGGGAACAAAUGGUGCUGCUUUGGCGUUUAAUAUUACAAACUGGGGAACAGCAAUCGCUCAAAUUGUUUAUGUGAUUGGUUGGUGUAAUGAAGGCUGGACUGGUUUAUCUUGGUUGGCUUUUAAAGAGAUUUGGGCUUUCGUUAGACUCUCCAUUGCAUCUGCUGUUAUGCUUUGUCUUGAAAUCUGGUAUAUGAUGAGUAUCAUCGUCCUUACUGGCCGCCUUGACAAUGCUGUUAUCGCUGUUGAUUCCCUUUCUAUAUGCAUGAAUAUCAACGGCUUGGAGGCCAUGUUGUUCAUCGGAAUAAAUGCUGCUAUAAGUGUCCGUGUAUCCAAUGAGCUUGGCCUAGGCCGUCCAAGAGCAGCUAAAUACUCUGUCUAUGUCACGGUCUUCCAGUCUCUCCUCAUUGGUCUUGUCUUUAUGGUGGCUAUCAUCAUAGCCAGAGACCAUUUUGCCAUCAUCUUCACGAGCAGCAAAGUACUUCAACGCGCAGUGUCUAAACUAGCUUAUCUUCUCGGUAUAACCAUGGUUCUAAACAGCGUGCAGCCGGUUGUUUCGGGUGUGGCUGUUGGAGGCGGUUGGCAAGGCUUAGUGGCUUAUAUAAACUUGGGUUGUUACUACAUUUUCGGCCUUCCCUUUGGAUAUCUUCUUGGUUACAAAGCAAACUUUGGAGUGAUGGGACUUUGGUCUGGAAUGAUAGCCGGGACAGCGCUUCAAACGUUGUUACUGUUGAUUGUUCUGUAUAAGACAAACUGGAAUAAAGAGGUGGAGGAGACGUUGGAACGAAUGAAGAAAUGGGGAGGGAGUGAGACGACAUCAAAGGAUAUAAUUGCGUGAUUGAUGUUCUUUUUUGUUAAGCUUAGCGGCUUUUUGUUUGUCUUUCAUUUGUUUGGCACCAAAUUGUUCUAUUUAGGCUGUAGGAAACUGUUCAACCAGUUAUGUUUUGUUACAUUUACUUCCAAAAGAAACAAAAUGCAUAACAAAUGUUAGGUAUACCGUAUACAUUUGCUCGUGUAACCCAAAUGUAUCAUAAUAAAUUCUAGCGACUUGU